UAUCAUUAAUUCAUUGGUUUUCGACAAAUUUGAUUCCCACAAAUUAUUUGAUUUCUGCACUUUUAAUAUCUUGAGGAAAUGAAAUUCUUUAUUUGUCUUCUAGCGUUACAGCAACUCUACGUACAAAGUGUCGCCGAGGAUUUCGAUUUCUUCUACUUCGUUUUACAGUGGCCUGGAGCGUAUUGUGAUUCAAGACAUAGUUGUUGCUACCCAAAAACCGGUAAACCAGCUGCGGAUUUUGGAAUUCACGGUCUUUGGCCUAAUUACAAAACCGGUGGAUGGCCGCAAAAUUGUAAUCCUGACAGUCAAUUUGAUGAUUUACGGGUGUCUGAUCUGAUGAACGAUUUACAAAGAGAAUGGCCAACGUUGUCGUGUCCGAGCAAUGAUGGUAUGAAGUUUUGGACACAUGAGUGGGAGAAACACGGCACAUGCGCUGAGUCCGAGCUUGACCAACUCGAUUACUUUGAAGCCGGUCUCAAGCUCAAACAGAAAGCUAAUCUCCUUCAUGCCUUUACCAAUGCCGGGAUCAAACCGGAUGAUAAAAUUUAUGAAAUGAAAGAUAUUGAGAAUACGAUCAAAGAAGUAGUUGGAUUUGCUCCGGGCAUUGAAUGUAACAAAGAUUCGUCACAUAAUAGCCAACUCUAUCAGAUUUAUUUAUGUGUUGACACUUCGGCCUCCAAAUUCAUCAAUUGUCCUGUUAUGCCGCAUGGUCGAUGCGACUCUCGAGUUCAAUUUCCCAAGUUCUAAAUUUUAUGGCUGCAUUUUUUCUAUGUAUUUACGAAAAAACAUUAUACUUAUUA
Molecule: messenger RNA, 800 nt
Organism: Arabidopsis arenosa
Lineage: Eukaryota; Viridiplantae; Streptophyta; Magnoliopsida; Brassicales; Brassicaceae
Source: the annotation of a GenBank genome assembly